This is a messenger RNA of Yarrowia lipolytica CLIB122, 444 nucleotides long. RefSeq lists its product as uncharacterized. NCBI's taxonomy places the organism in Eukaryota, Fungi, Ascomycota, Dipodascomycetes, Dipodascales. Gene Ontology annotation, molecular function: protein tyrosine phosphatase activity. Gene Ontology annotation, cellular component: cytoplasm; nucleus. The record is from RefSeq and is a predicted model, not a curated record.
AUGGGAACGCAUCCGGAAGUCGCCGACUGGCUCGAAAAGUACCCGGAGCCCAAAGGAACGGCUCCACUGGCCUCCAAGGAGCAGGUUCGCCAGUGGCUAUUGCUAGAUGACAACAAGACCCAGAUUCUGGAUCUUCGAAAACACGAUUUUCAGGGCGGCAACAUCAGGGGCGCUCUGUGUGCCCACUACACUGGCGUUUACAGCUCUGUGGAGGAUAUCUGGCGGCUGCUAAAGGGUGCAGGAAAGACCAGAAUCGUGGUGCAUUGCUGGUCGUCUCGAAAGAGGGCGGUCAAGACUGCCGGUUGGUUCUAUGACAGUUUGGUGGCCCACAAUGAGAAGGAUAUUGAAGUCUAUGUGCUUGAGGGAGGCAUCAAGGGCUGGGUUGACGGUGGUAAGCAGUACACUGAUCUGAUGGUUGAGUUUGACCCUAGUGGUUUUAGUUGA